This is a messenger RNA of Aedes aegypti (yellow fever mosquito), 1070 nucleotides long. RefSeq lists its product as uncharacterized. Lineage: Eukaryota; Metazoa; Arthropoda; Insecta; Diptera; Culicidae. The record is from RefSeq and is a predicted model, not a curated record. The transcript is spliced from 3 exons. Bases 463 to 1026 code for a protein of 187 amino acids.
GGGCAAACGGUUACGAUGAAUCAGUCGUGAAAUACACGUUCAGCUGCGCAGUUGAGUUUCAUUCAGUUUAUUUGCUUUUACUCGCUAGGCGAAAGGAUUGACGAUUGAGUUGAUUGUGCUGGAAAUGUAACCGUGUUAUUUUAUUAUUUUACCAAGUUCAAAAAGACUGAUUUUUGUUACAAAAAGACUGGAGAAUAAUUCUAACAAAAAUAGAAGUGUUCAAAGAUUUUAGUGCUCUAAACUAGUGGCCAAGAAGGACUGUUAAACGUGCCCAUGGUUAAAAGCGCAAAAGAAGAGCGACAAUUUCACAACCCAGACCACGAACGGUGUCAGUUUCGUUUGAAUAGUUAGUGACGUCAUUUGAAGAUAGCCCUUGCUGCUGAUCAUCAGUUUGUAUCGCGGCUGUUCCGGAAAUACAGCUUAGUUUGAAGCAGUAAUUAAACCUACCAACAGGAAAUCCGAAUGUUUGAUAAAGAGACGGGAGAGUUGGAACUUGGUGCAUUCCAUGAUGGUGGCUUGUACUACGACCGGGAGACAGGCGAAAGCAGUUCCCAACCUACGUAUGUGGUGCGACGUGAGCGCUCAAAGUUCACCAUACCGAAGCAAUACCUGAGGAGCUAUGAGCAAACCAGCAAUGGCCGCAAACAGGGCUGUAUUUCGAAAGUCAACAGCAGCUAUCCGCUAGCGAGUCGGGAGAAGAUGAUGCAUUUGAAGGAGGAAAUUAUCCUUGGCUAUAACAAGACCAGUUAUCUGUUACUGUUGAUUCCACCGCUCUUUAUCAUGCCCAAAUUGGCUCUAAUGCUGAUCCUGAUUACUGAAGUGGCGCUACACAGAUGGGCUCACAAGAAGAACGCAUGUAAUCAGAAUCCGGAAACCUAUUACCGAACUCCGCUCCACAUCAUGACGAGUCAAUUCUGUGGAAUCUGCCGACAUGAGCGGCAGAUGGAUUGGAUCGUUAAACUACAGGACAAACGGAUGAGACAGAUGCAAAAUUAUUUCCGAAGAGUGACAAGAACAAUUGCUUAAAAUAGUUCGGAAAAAACAAAUAAAGGAAAAUUAUUUUGUUUUAA